Emiliania huxleyi CCMP1516 is the source of this 1269-nucleotide messenger RNA. RefSeq lists its product as hypothetical. The annotation marks the transcript as partial. Gene Ontology annotation, molecular function: chitinase activity. Lineage: Eukaryota; Haptophyta; Isochrysidales; Noelaerhabdaceae. The record is from RefSeq and is a predicted model, not a curated record. The transcript has a single exon. Gene Ontology annotation, biological process: chitin catabolic process; cell wall macromolecule catabolic process.
AAAUGAUGAUGAUCGCCGCCGUUGUUCCAAUCCUGUCGCUGCCCGUCGUGGAAUCCACCGGCGACCCAGCGCUCGACGCAAUCGCGGCAAAGUACGGUGACCUCUCCUCGAUCCUUGGCAUGCAGCCCGUUGAUGGUCAAGGCUCGUGCCCUGCGGGCGAUAACUGCAAGGGGUUCUACACAUACUCGCACCUUUCCGAGGCGAUUGCGAACUGGAACACGCGGUCAGGCGCUGACGAAAAGUUCCUCAACGACCAAGAUGUCGAGACCAAUGCGCGCACGCUUGCUGCGUUCGUCGCAAACGUCAAGUACGAGACCGCGCUGUUUACCGCGUGCAAGGAGCGGCUGAAGCUCGCUGACGGUACGUGCCCAGCAGGGCCCAAUAGAUGCAGUGGCGGCAAGGUCGGCGACUACACGAGCGCGAAGGCCAAGGCAAGCGGCAGUUGGACCGUCACCAAGUGCAAUGGCCAGACAGCCGCUACGCAGGGCUGCACCGACUUCUGGGGCAACACCCUCGACGGCGAAAAUUGCUGGUAUGGCCGUGGCGCCUUGCAGCUUUCUUGGCCGGGUAACUACAACAAUGUUGCCGCGGCCAUCAAGACCGGCUCCAACGUCGACAUCUGUGACGACCCGGAUGCAAUCUGCAACAGCGCCACUACAGCAUUCAGCGCAUCGAUGGCGUACUGGAAGCUGAACGAAUCGCCGUGGAUCCAUGGCAAUUCCAACCCGGACUGCAUGGCAUACACAUUUGCGUGCGCGCUUCAGGUCGUGAGGCCAGCUGAUACGUCCACGAACAAAGAGCGCGAGGAACAGUACGUUAAGUAUCUCAAGGCCAUGGGUAUUACUGGCCCAGCACCUCCACCGAAGCCCGUCAAGCCGAAAAAGGGCACCUGCACCAACAUCAAGUGCAGCGACGGCUCGACCGGCUGCAAUGGCUCGACCGGCUGUUGCCCUUAUACUGACACCCCGACAGGAACGGGGUUCUGCUCCUGCGGCACGAGCUGGCCCGACGCACGCGACUCCGGGAUCUUUUGCAAUGCCUGAGCUGCGGUCCUUGGCAGCAAUGUCCCCUCAUGAAGUCUUCGAGUUCAAACUCGACGCCUCCUUUGUCCGCCAUGUGACGAUCCUGAACCCUCGCUGUCCAUUGCAUUGUACUUUUGUGUGUUCACCUAGUGCCUGUGCAUUAGUUCACCUCUAGUGUCUGUCCAUUAGUCCAGUCUGCUUGUCAAGUGAGACGUUUCAACCGAGAAAUCGAUGCAUUCUAACGAGG